CGAUGGUGGCGAUGUGAGGCCGUGACGUGUUUAAAAGUCGGCUGACCACCAGUGACAACACGCACAUCGCCCGUGGGGAGAGAGAGAGAGAGAGAGAGAGAGGGAUACGUGCACCGCGGAGGGGAUACACGCUGCAGGUCCGCUAUGGUGUGCGUGAAAGGGCUCGGCUGGGUCCUCCUGAGCGCCCUCCUGCACCCCGUGGCGCCCGGGGGUGGCAGACCCAGGCAGUGCGACCUGCCGAAGACGCAAAGCGACAUGAACUCUUUCCUGUGGCGAGUAAAGCGUGCGGCCCCUCACCCGCCUGCCUACCUUUUUGGUACCAUUCACGUGCCUUACACCCGAGUGUGGGACUUCAUCCCCAGCAGCUCCAAGCAGGCUUUCCGCAGUAGCCACAAUGUUUUCUUUGAGCUGGAUCUGACGGAUCCACUCACCGUUUCCAAGCUGACCAGCUGCCAGCUGCUUCCCCACGGGGAGAACCUGCAAACUCUACUACCUCGAGACCUCUACCGCCGCCUCAAACGCCACCUGGACUACAUCAAGCACAUGAUGCCUUACUGGAUGACGGCGGACCAACGCGGACGUGGCCUUUAUGCCGACUACCUGUUCAACGCCAUCGCAGGAAAUUGGGAGAGGAAGAGGCCCGUGUGGGUGAUGCUGAUGGUCAACUCGCUCACAGAGUGGGACGUGCGGUCCAGAGGGACGCCGGUGCUUGACUUGUUUUUGGCUCAGGAGGCUGAGAAAAUGGGAAAAACCACCGGGGCGGUGGAGCGGGUGGAGGAACAGUGUCACCCACUCAAUGGCCUCAACUUUUCUCAGGUGCUGUUUGCCUUGAACCAAACGCUGCUACAGCACGAGAGUGUCCGAGCGGGCAGUCUGCAGGGCUCCUACACCACCGAGGACCUCAUCACCCACUACAACUGCGGGGACCUCAGUUCCAUCAUCUUUAACCACGACACUUCGCAGUUGCCUCACUUCAUCAACAGCUCCCUGCCAGCUCACGACCGCACCACGGCCCAGCAGAUUGACAGCUACUUCCGCCAGGAGCUCAUCUACAAGCGCAACGAGCGCAUGGCACGCCGCGUGUCCGCCCUGCUGCAGAGGAACCCCAACCAGUCCUACUUUUUCGCCUUUGGUGCAGGUCACUUCCUGGGGAACCAAAGUGUCCUGGACAUUCUGCAACAGGAUGGUUAUGAGAUUGUUCACGUGACGCCCGAUACCCCGGAGUAUGUGACACGCAGCAAACCCGACAAGGAGCCAAGCGGCGCCCCGGGCACGGCUCCUCCCACCGGCUGGCGGACGACGCCGUUCGCGACGGAGCUGGAAGAGCCCAGCAACAUGCCCGGCAUCGGAGAGGAGGAACUCCCUCACUUGCUGCAGCCUGACAGCCUGAGCCAGCUGGAGGAGUUCGGACGACACAAGCGUCCUCGCAAAGCUCAUCGCGGACACGACAGGCCUCGCUUCUUCAGUGACCUUUGGGUCCGUUUCGGAGACAGCACCGGCUCGCCACCAAAUGUAAGGAUAAUCAACGGCUACGUGACGGCGGAGCCUCCGCUAACCCGCCCCGAGCCAAGCCAAAACGUGAAGGUCCACGCCGUGGACAAACACCCGAGUCCGACGACCUGGACACGACCCAGUGCCUCCUCAGCGCCGCCUCCAUCAGUCCGGGGCUCGCUGACACUGACGUGCGCUUUAGCCUGCUGGCUCUCACACAUGCUGCCAACCUCAUGACCACAAGCAAACGAUGCUAGAACGUCAAAACAAAAGAAAAACGAGCACAACGCGGGAACGUUUUUAGUGAAGCUGCAGAGACAACACAAUGAAGAGAUCGCCUAUUUAGCGCUUGUGUCGUCACGACCAUCACACACGUAAUACUGAGUCCAUGAUUAACAUUGAUAUUACACAUUGAAGAUAAUAAUGACUAUAAAUAACAGAGCUGUGUUGUGUUUUUUUUUUUUGUAAAUUGUGCAUUUGUCCAUAAAGAAAUAUUGUAUAUUUAUUAUGUCUGAAUAGAAAAAAAAAGAAUAUAUUUUCUUGCUUUUUCGGAUAUAUUUAGAAAAAUAAAA
Messenger RNA from Nerophis lumbriciformis (worm pipefish), 2063 nucleotides. RefSeq names its product TraB domain containing 2B (gene trabd2b). The record is from RefSeq and is a predicted model, not a curated record. Gene Ontology annotation, molecular function: Wnt-protein binding; metalloendopeptidase activity. Gene Ontology annotation, cellular component: organelle membrane; plasma membrane. Gene Ontology annotation, biological process: negative regulation of Wnt signaling pathway. Lineage: Eukaryota; Metazoa; Chordata; Actinopteri; Syngnathiformes; Syngnathidae.